This is a messenger RNA of Boleophthalmus pectinirostris (great blue-spotted mudskipper), 2192 nucleotides long. RefSeq names its product transmembrane protein 41B (gene tmem41b). The record is from RefSeq and is a predicted model, not a curated record. The coding region runs from base 113 to 964 and encodes 283 amino acids. Lineage: Eukaryota; Metazoa; Chordata; Actinopteri; Gobiiformes; Gobiidae. Gene Ontology annotation, cellular component: endoplasmic reticulum membrane. The transcript has 7 exons.
UAAAAGGUCAUGGCAUUUCGUCACAAGACUGUACUGAGAAACUCGCCGGUUGUGGUUGAUUCCGUUUCUGUUACCGAUUUUCUAAUCCCCGAUCUGAUUUGAGCCGAGAAAAAUGGCUAAAAGGCGGAGAGAAAGACAAGAAAUAGACGGCCUCUCCUCGACACAUGCGGAAUCAAAUGAGGAUGCGAGUAAAACACCGAUACUCAAAGAAUCCCCCCAGCCAACUCAAGGGUCAACGCGGAUGUCACUUCUUAUUUUGGCUUUUAUCUUCACAUGUUCUGCCUCUUUCAUGUACCUGGUCUACAGACAUUUCCCUGAGCUCUCUGAAGACGAAAUGGAGAAAAUCAAGAUCCCUAAAGAUAUGGAAGAUGCCAAAGCUUUGGGGACAGUGUUGUCCAAAUACAAAGAUACAUACUACACUCAAGUACUGGUUGCAUAUUUUGCAACAUAUGUUUUUCUUCAAACAUUUGCGAUACCUGGAUCAAUUUUUCUAAGUAUCCUGUCAGGAUAUCUCUAUCCUUUCCCCCUGGCCUUAUUCCUGGUGUGCCUGUGCUCUGGCCUGGGGGCUUCUUUUUGUUAUAUGCUGUCUUACUUGGUGGGUAGACCCAUGGUUUACAAAUAUCUCACAGACAGAGCUCAGAAAUGGUCUCAGCAGGUGGACAAACAUAGGGAUCACUUGAUAAAUUACAUAAUCUUCCUGAGAAUCACCCCGUUUCUUCCCAACUGGUUUAUCAAUAUAACAUCCCCUGUCAUCAAUGUGCCUUUAGGGGUGUUUUUUAUUGGUACCUUUUUAGGAGUUGCACCGCCGUCCUUUGUUGCCAUAAAUGCUGGGACAACACUGUACAAACUGACCACAGCUGGAGAAGCUGUGUCCUGGAACUCUCUGGCUGUGCUGGGGAUACUAGCAGUGCUUUCCAUUUUACCUGUGUGCUUCCAGAGGAAACUACAGAAGAAACUGGAGUAGAGCACUUCACCUCAUGCUUUCCUUGUGUUCCUCCUCAGCUCAGGAACAAUGCAGCUGUCGCUCAACUGGCUGUGUGUUUGUGUGCAUCCACACUGCUCAUGACGCUGGUUACUGACCACCAGCUCAAUAAGAACUUACUGAUAAUUACCAAAUGCAUGCAGUGGUUGAGUGGUCCAUUGUACUGCAAGGAAUGCUGUUUGCAUUGGUUAAGUUUCUGUGAGUUGUAUUAUUUGUAUGCAUUUUAACAUCUAAUAAUUUAUAGCUCAUUUAUUUGAAGGUGCUACAGGCAGCAUAGAAUGGCAAGACCGAUUUUAUUCACUGUUUUUACUAGUUUAUAAUACUGCAACAGAUACAGAUACUGCUCAUAUGUUUCUGCAACAAUUAUGUUCUAUUCCAUUUGCAAUAUCUUCACACUCAUUUUGUGUACACUCUUAAUAUUUAUUGUUCAAAUCAGGUCAAAUAUAUGUUGACAGCAAUAAUUCGCAAAUUAUUGAUUGAACAAAAUGUCCUUUUAAAAAAUCUUAACUUUUUAUACCAGGUGCACAAUUGCCAAUGUAUGUGUUGAAGAGGUAGACUUGACUGAUGGUUGCAGCUGAUUUUACUGUCACAAAUAUUCUUCUUUCAACUGCUACUUAUUAAAGCUUAGCUAAUACAUGCUUAGAUUGUACUUUGGAUAGCAUUAAUCACAUAUCAUCACAUAUGAUCUUAAAGUAUUCCAUUGACUUCAGAAAAGAAUAACUUUUUCAAAAAAAAUAUUUAACCUGGUUAUUGUGCACUAAUACCACACUUUACUUUUAUAAUACAGAAAUAGACAGAAAUGUACAGCACUCCCCUAAUUACCUCAGUGCUAUUGACAGUCUUAAUGGUGCCUGCUGACAGCAGUGGAAGAGAGUGGAUGGUGCCUAUUUUGAGAAAUAUUUCAAUUAUACUGCAUGCUUUGUAUGUUCUGUGCCCCCCCCCCCCCACACACACACACACACCCUCACACCUACCCCCCUUUUUUUUUUCACAAUGUUGGUCUUUGCUUGUAUGCUAUAUGAAAAUAUAUUGCUGCUAAAGUUGUGGAAGAUUAAGUUAUACGGUGAAUGUACAUAGAAAGAACAUACAUUCUCUUUCAUCUGUUAAACUUGCUCAGUUUUAAUCUGAUGUCUUAAUUUGAUCUCUGAUUUGAAACCCUCAGUGUGCACUGAUCAACUUGUUUAAUUAAAAUUCAACCACAGAGAAUGAG